AUGUUCUUCCAGACCGUCAAUAAUCCCGAUAUACCCUAUGUGGGCGAAGUCGAAGGAGGACUUUUCCCUGGAAAAAUGGUGAAAAUCCAGGGAAAAGUUCCAUCAGAUUCAGUCCGAUUUGCCAUAAAUUACCAACUCGGUCCAAAUUUGAAUCCCAGAGACGAUAUUGCGAUCCACAUCGCACCUCGUUUUGAAGAUGGAUUUAUCACUAGAAAUCACAUCCAGUCCAUGAAUUGGGGAGAGGAAGAAAACGGAGGUCCACUCUUGGUUCAGCCCGGCCAGGAUUUUGAAAUUAUCGUUCUCUGCAAGUACGAUUGUUAUAAAAUUGCAAUAAACGGACGACACUAUACAGAUUUCUACCACAGACUUCCUUACCAAAAAGUCACUCAUCUUACGAUUGAUGGAGACGUUGUGAUUUCUUCCAUAUUCUACGAAACACUUCCGGAUUCACAGAGAUCUCCCAGAGCUGCUCCUGUCAUUCCUGAUCUUCCACCUGCAGAUUUCGGCCCACCAAGACCCGGUGCUUUAUACCCUAACUUGGAUCCUUCUGCACCAAAUGCUCCUCCACAUGGAUUUCCCCCUGGAGGAUAUGGGCCACCACCAAAUUCUUUUGGUCCGCCAAGUUAUGGUCCAGGAGGUCCAGGAGGAGAUCCUCGAGGUUAUGGCUACGAACCUGGUCACCAAAAAGCAGAAGAAGAAGGAGAAUUAUCAGGCUUGGAUAAAAUGGGCCUCGCCCUUGGAGGACUGGUCGCUGCAGGAGGUGUAGCAGCAGCUAUGCACGCUUAUAACAGAAAGGAGCAGAAUCAGGACAACGAGCUUCAAGAUCACGAAAAAAAAGAAUCUUCCAGGAACCAAACAGAAGGUUUAAAUUUGGGAUCCUUGGGCGCUGCUCUUGCGAGUAGUUUAGCUGCUAAUGCCCUUUCGGGAGGAGGAGGCACUAGACCACAAUCAGCUGGAUAUCCUCCUCAAGAAUCUGGUGGCAUGUUGGGAUCUAUUCUGGGAGCUCUCGGAGGAGGAGGAGGAGGAGGAGGAGGUCAUCAGCAACCGGCUCCUCAGUCAGAUCCUCUGGGAGGAUUAGGUUCACUUUUAGGUGCUUUUGGAGGUGGUAAUCAGCAACCUGCCUACCAACCUUCGGGAGGCUACGGAGGUUAUCAACAAGGAGGAGGAGGAUAUCCUGGAGGAGCCCAAAGCUCCCAGGGUUCUGAUCUUUUAACGAAUUUGGGCUCAGCCCUUGGCUCCAGUUUGCUCAGUUCUGCCAUCGACGGAUUUUCAAAACGCAAGGACGUCGAUUCUUUCUUGCGAGAAGUGCAAUCUGCGUUAGAAGAGCAAUCGCACCACGAGGAUGAUCGUCCUUCGUAUGCACCACAACCUCAGAAUUUCGGAAGACAUCACGACUCAGCACCCCCUCAACCUUCUCCAAGGUCUCCUAGCCCUCCAGGGGGUGGAAAAUUAUCCGCAGCCGAAAUUUCCAAAGGUCUCGGCCUUGGCGAUGACGAAGAUUAAUUUAAACGAAUUAUAAAUAAUAUUUCAAUGGUUUUCAGCAGCACAUUGAAGUUUUGUCUGGCUUACUCUUUCACAUUCAAAAAACAUCACAAAGCUUUAACAGAGUGUCUGUCUUACCUGGAAAAACCUGAAUAGUUUAGAGAAUUUUUGUUUUCAAGUCAGGAAAUUUAUUCGAGAGCGUGUUUAAUUUUUUUUUAAUUGUAAUAUACAAUUGAAUAACAAUGUUUCUGCAUUUGUAAAAGUAGCUUUAUAUUACUAUUUUAGUCGAAAGCUUAACUAUGCCAGUUAAAUAUUUCACUAUUUUAGAUAAAAAUUCAUUUUUCUUAUCAAACAUUUUUUUUAUU
Messenger RNA from Belonocnema kinseyi, 1847 nucleotides. RefSeq names its product spidroin-2-like. The record is from RefSeq and is a predicted model, not a curated record. Lineage: Eukaryota; Metazoa; Arthropoda; Insecta; Hymenoptera; Cynipidae. Gene Ontology annotation, molecular function: galactoside binding; carbohydrate binding. The transcript has 8 exons. Bases 1 to 1503 code for a protein of 500 amino acids.